UAAUGGGCGGGAGAAAAGCUGAUUUCUGUUCCCUUUAAUCCUUUUUGUUGCUUCAUAAUUUGCGAUAUACUGUAAUUUUAUAAAACUCAGAAACACGCACUCAAGGUGUUCGACGAAAUUCCGCAGAGAGGUUAUAUAACACUGUAGGAGAUGCCACUAGAACCGAUUAGGUUCUUGAGAACCAGCGCUGGCGUAAUUGUUGGCGGGUUUGUGAUCAUAAGCGCUGUUUCCUCAGCAGCUAUAGGAGCAUUUCGAUAUACAAUUGAAGAGAAACGGAAGAGAAACGGAUUGGCUUGUAGAGUUUGUCGUGGAAAAGGGUUUUACAUAUGCAAAUUAUGCAAAGGAAACGCAACGAUUAGAUGGUCACCGUUGUACGAUCCAGUUUGUAUCAAUCCAUGUCUUUGCCCUACUUGCGAUGGUCAAAGGAUACAACGAUGUCUCAACUGCUUAGGAAAGGAGUACUAUUAGGCAUCAAUUAGGCUUUAUGAUUUGAUCAUUUCUGUGCUUUUUGAAAC
Molecule: messenger RNA, 515 nt
Organism: Camelina sativa (false flax)
Lineage: Eukaryota; Viridiplantae; Streptophyta; Magnoliopsida; Brassicales; Brassicaceae
Source: RefSeq, a predicted model, not a curated record